Molecule: messenger RNA, 1602 nt
Organism: Alternaria ethzedia
Lineage: Eukaryota; Fungi; Ascomycota; Dothideomycetes; Pleosporales; Pleosporaceae
Exons: 2
Coding region: 1-1602 (533 amino acids)
Source: RefSeq, a predicted model, not a curated record
AUGGCUUUACUGGAAUUAGCCGACGAACUCCUCGCGCUCAUCGUCGACCAUACGAUUCCAGAGGGUUUCGAGAGCCUAUGUCUGUCCUGCCGCAAGUUCCACACGCUUUGCAAGCCCUUGCUCAAGCACCACAACGAACUCCGCUCGCACUUUCGCAACUUCGAUUAUCUUCUCAAGGACAAAUACCCUUCCCUCACCAUCAGGACGCCGUUUGAACUCAUAGCCCGAAUCGCUGAAGAGCCAGUUGUUGCGCGCUACAUCGAGCAUGCAGAUUUCAAGGCGGACCUUCGGCUCCCUGUUGGCGGACGCCUCUGGAUCAUGGAAAGGGAUGGCUAUCGUCCUGAGACCGUUCGCGACUUAUUUGCCAGUUCCAAGUACUUGUCAGGCAACGAGUGGCAGGACUACUUCGAAAAGUAUGAACGAGGUCUGGAAGACAACCUGUAUACCCAGGCUGCCUCCUCCUUUCUCCUAACACUGCUGCCCAACGUCAAGACCGUGGUUCUUCCAUUUCGCUGGACUCACGACAAAGAAACCGAUAAGCUUUUUGAGGCCAUCGUCCACCACGCGCGUCAACCCAACGUCACUUUGACCAAUGCCAGUCUCGCAUUGGUGACCACCCUGAAGACUGGGUUCUCAUAUGCAAUGCGGCAAGGUCUUGUCCUGAACAAGAUUACUCCGCUCCUGGCCCUUCCACGCAUCCACACGUUCCACGGCCCCACCUCUAUAUCCGACAUUGAAGCUUCAGAGCCCUCUUCUCCACGUCAAUCAAUGCCGCCCCCUGUGGGCGGAACACUAGAAGUAGCCUACCUGCGCGGCUGCAACCUCGAUGGUCCCGCUAUGCAACACUUCCUACGCUACACGCCGCGCCUGAAAACGCUCGUUUACUCCCACUCUGACAAGCAACUCAGUCGAGUUUGGGAUAUUUGCGACCUCGUUACGACUAUCGGCAAGGAGGCUGGCAGCCAUCUCGAAGAGCUGUCUAUCACAAAGCGCGAAUUCAGCGGCAAGAUCGCGCUUGGAACAGCGACCAUGCGCGACUUCCCGCGUCUGCACAAGCUUGAGAUCCCUCUUGACCUUGCGACAUGCGUCAUUAGAUCCGCCGCCCACCUCGGAACGGAUCCUGCAGAUCAGUCUCAUGUCAAUCUUCUGAUGUGUGGCCUAGUCCCCGCUUCGGUCACUCGGUUGUUCCUAACAUCAGAGGAGUACGUCAUCCUGGAGCCUGCUACCGUGGCUUGGAAUAUGAACAUCGGCGAGGCUGACUUUGUAAAGCCCAAAGGCGGUUUCGAGCUUGAAGAUCAGGACGAUGAGUGGCGCAUGCGGAAUGCGGAGGAGAGCGGUAACGACUUUCUGUUCCAAUAUGGGCAGGCCGGAACGAGAAGUGAGUUGUAUAUUGUUCAUGUGAAGUCAAAGAACGUUGACUGCAACACCGGAGCGCUUCCGGAAUAUGACUUGAACGAUAUCUGGGAUCAUGGCGCAGCCGCACUUUCUGUGGAUGAGCAAGGACAGCGAGACUCGGACGCGUACCUCGAAAAUCUCAAGAAGGGUUUCGAUGUGACUAACGUGGAAGAUGGACCUGGCGUGCACGGCGUCUGCAGCGUGUAG